AUGCCUCUUUUUUUUUUUGUGUGUGUGUGUGCGUGUGCUUUGGCUCAUGGCUGUUGCUGCCUUGCGCUUUUGUGGCAGUGGGAGGUGGAUGGGGUGUGCGUGAGUGUUGUGCACGAGUCGGCAUCCCUCCCUGAUGGCAUGUUGUGUGCGCGCCCAAGCCCGCGCGGAGGCGAAGAGAGCGGUGAGAAUGGGGAAAAAGUGAUGUGCCGCGCGCAGUCGCACCCGCAGCUUAUCACUGUCAUUCUGAGUGGGAGGACAGCGGCGCGACGGUGUCAAUGCUCGGAAGUGGAUGGACGGAAGAACACUGAGACCAUUAAC
Trypanosoma rangeli is the source of this 318-nucleotide messenger RNA. RefSeq lists its product as uncharacterized. The record is from RefSeq and is a predicted model, not a curated record. The transcript has a single exon. The annotation marks the transcript as partial. NCBI's taxonomy places the organism in Eukaryota, Euglenozoa, Kinetoplastea, Trypanosomatida, Trypanosomatidae.